Molecule: messenger RNA, 1020 nt
Organism: Aspergillus mulundensis
Lineage: Eukaryota; Fungi; Ascomycota; Eurotiomycetes; Eurotiales; Aspergillaceae
Exons: 2
Coding region: 1-1020 (339 amino acids)
Source: RefSeq, a predicted model, not a curated record
AUGCUUCAACCCCGAGCUAUGAUAUUGCGUCCUCGGCGUAUCGGGCGGCUAGAGCCAUUAUCUCUCUCACUCCGUCAAUUUUCCAUAUCCACGACAUUGAAGGCAGAUUCACCGCCACCCGCUGCCCGAACUCCUUCCGCCACUCAACCAAAUGAUCAGCCGAAGAAGCUGAAGCUUCCGCCGGUACUCUUGAAACUCAAAAACUCGAAUGUAGACAAGCUCCGCCCUCGCCGGAUUAUCGAUGCCAGAUCUCUCGCGGCAUCAAAACCGGGAGGCCAGCCAGCAAACAUUCUCAGAGGUCCCCGCCGCCUAGAAGCCCGAGGUGGAACGCCAUUACGUGCGCGCAAACCAGUAAACGCGAAGGCGGCACCGAGAGCACCACGCCGUCCCCGUCUAAGGAACUUGGCUGGGGAGGACGAGAAUAAGUUGCUUCGAUCUGAACUUGAAGAUGUCUACAGAGAAAUCGCGGAGAAGACAAAGCCAAUCCCUACUCAUUAUCAACCCAACGCCCCCGAUUUUCAGAAUCUGAGCGAGACGUGGCCAUCGCUGCCCACGGACAUCACCGCAACAACUGCCGGAGUUGCGGAGAAGCUUUCCUUGCUUAGUGAGCGCUAUCCUAACGGUUAUAUCCCGCCCUACGUGCUCGGCAAACGACUCAUGGAAGGAAAGUUCGUCCGCUUCACGAGUGAAGCGGAAAGGGCCGAGGCUCUAGAGGCAGCCAAAAAGUUUGCCCAGGAGGCUGCAGACAAGCUGUCACAGAAGAAGGGUGAGCUGGUAGACCCCCAGGCAGUCAUAUUCCAACGGGUAAAGGGUGAAGCGCACAAGACUUUGAUUGAGUCUCUCGUCCAGGGCAAGUAUCCCAUGGUGGAGAAAACGCCGGCGAAUAAGCCUCCUGUUGUCGGUGAGAUUCUCAGGAAUCUAAGGAAUAACGAAAGUUAUCAGACUUCUGGGAAAAGGACGCAGUUUAUGGCUAAGCUGGAUUCGCUUUUGGUCUCGAGCCGUCCUGUCAAACGUGCUUAA